AUGGGUGGGAAGGGGGUGAUUUCGGGCGAGGGAGCAGACGGCCUGCCGAGCCCGUCCGAAGGAAAUGGUUCACAUCAACGCCCUGGCGACAUACGGGAAGGGUCCUCGCUGGAAGACCACGGCGCCGAAGCGGAUGCCUACGACGUACAGCUUGUAGUCCGCUGGAUAUUCGAGGGUACACCUCGCCAUCUGCUCAUCGCGGACGACUCGCCGCCCCGCUCGGUUUACGAAGGGGUGUUUGUGUAUUCGUUUGACCAACAUGGAUUGGUGAAGGAGCACCGGCUGGAAGCGAUCAACCCUGCACCCCCAUUCGUUGCGUCAUGGAAGGCGAUGUUCGGUGGGGGGAUGCCUGCGGCACCCGGCGCCACAUCUUUGCCUGGCGCGUCGGCGCCUGCUGCGACGUUGAAGGCGAUGGGCAAUGCGAGGGAGGUUCACGGUUGAUUUUCAUUCACGUCGAGCCCUCUGUAGAAUAGUUCAACACAUCAAACCAUUCAGGCUCGUAUCAUUUUGCAUAGCGAAGUAAUCAUUAAUGUUUAGCAACUCGUAGCGCUUCAUCAACCACAUUCUGUCUCCAAUUCCCACAAUACCAUAUGAUCUUUAUAUCGCAUCUAGGACACCAAAAACAUGCG
Fimicolochytrium jonesii is the source of this 629-nucleotide messenger RNA. RefSeq lists its product as uncharacterized. The coding region runs from base 1 to 441 and encodes 146 amino acids. NCBI's taxonomy places the organism in Eukaryota, Fungi, Chytridiomycota, Chytridiomycetes, Spizellomycetales, Powellomycetaceae. The transcript has a single exon. The record is from RefSeq and is a predicted model, not a curated record.